AUGACGCUCGGUGCCUUCGCUCUCAAGAAGAGCAAGAAAAAGACGCUCGUUGCGUCGGCAGCGUUUGCUGCAUCGCUACCUAAUACAUCGCAAACGCUCGAGAAGGUCUUUGUCACUGACUUUGACCCGAACGCUCUACCUGCACUCACUCAAACCGGAUCAAAGCCGCUCGUGAUUCCGUUACUUCAGACCAACACCUGGAACACCACGAAACAACCUCCUCAACACGACAAUGAAAACCACGACCAAAAAAACGACCAAAAAAACGAGGAUGAAACAAACGUUCAAAACGAGGAUGAAAAAAACGUUAUUGAAGUAAAUAAAAAACGCAUUUCGGACGCGGCACUUGAUCAACAAGUGGCAGCUGCAAUUUGUGCCGAGGUGACUCAAGCACGACCAGGUUCGACCGUGUCUCAUUUGGUCAUUCCAGUGGCUGACAAGAGGGAGAAGAAGCGGGCGGAGCUGUUCCAAGACGGUGCAAAGAGGGCUCAAGACCAGCAGCAGAAGCCCCUUUUGCAGCAAAAUGUGGUCCCAGGGCUCGACACGUUGCAGGAUGUCGCAGAGAAGUACCGCCAUGAUGUGGCUUUGCGUCCUGACGCACUGGACGUGCUCAGUGACGUGUACGAGUCGGUGCCCGUGGAAGCUUUUGGCGCCGCUUUAUUGCGGGGCAUGGGCUGGAAAGGAGACGAGACAAUGGACGACGAGAAGCAGGAGGCACUGCAGCCGAGACACAAGCUGCUGGGUCUGGGAGCGACGAAGCGACCGACACUAGCUGGAGAGAGUCAAAGGAAGAAGAAGAAGAAGGUGAAGAGGAAGGCUGAGGACGGAGAUGGAUGCUCAGAAAUUAAGGACGAGAAUCAACGGAGUGCUGGUACGAGGUUGAGGGACAGAGAAGAAAGGUGCAGUCGUGGUCGACUUGACAGACGAAAGCGAAGUCGCAGUAAGAGCCGCGAGCGUGGACGUGAUCAUGGCAGAGACCGAGAUCGCGGUAGAGACCGAGAUCGUAGUCGCCGCAGUCGCAGUCGAAGUCGCAGUUGUCGUAGCCGCUCCGACCGACGUUCUAGGCGACGCUAG
Messenger RNA from Peronospora matthiolae, 1074 nucleotides. NCBI's taxonomy places the organism in Eukaryota, Oomycota, Peronosporomycetes, Peronosporales, Peronosporaceae. The record is from the annotation of a GenBank genome assembly.